AUGGGAACUAAAAAUGAAUCAUUCGCGGAUUUUGUAUGCUCCCAGAAGUUUAUCUCUGGUGAAUGGUAUUUAAUCCCGUAUGAAGGCAAGAUUUUCAACAAAAAGCAUAAGGAAGUCACCGGCUGUCCUUACCAGGACGGAGACAACAAACGGUACGUUAUCGGUACUAAAUGGCAUGGAAUUACUACCCAUAUCAUAAAAUCACGUGCUAUCUGGAUAGGUGCGCAUGGUGGAGUAGUUCCAAGUCCGGAAAUGCAAAUAGAUCAUAUUGACGGAAACACUUCAAAUGAUUGUAUCGAUAAUCUCAGGCUUACCACCCAAUCCCAGAAUAUGGGAAACUUGGCAACGCUCCAUAAGCGACUUGGUGAGGGAAACCCUAACGCAAAACUGACUGAAGAUGACGUCAGAGAGAUUAGAUUUUAUAACGAUAUUCAAAACGUAGCCGGUAAAGAGUUCAUAGAGGCUUACCGGAAACAGAACGAGAUAGACGAACUGAAAAAGAGACUUUCAGAACUCGAGGGAGAACUUCAGGAACUCCUGGCAAAACUCGUUGGGAAACAAGAUGAGGUUUUUGCAGUGACCGACUUGAAGCCUUAUCGCGUUGUUGAUGCUGAUUAUGUCAAGGCAAACCUGCCGGCGGUUUAUUCCAAACUCAUAAAGUGUUCAAACACUUCAAUUGGGAAAAUCAUGUCGGAGCAUUACACCCAGGAUGAACUCAAUCAGUACCUGGCAAACAUAAACCCUGACAUGUUCCAGAAACUCUCCAGUAUUUCCGUAACAGAUUUGGAGAAGGAACUGGGAAAACAACGCGUGAAAAUGCUGGAAGGAAAAGGCGUUCACAUUCAGACAAAAAUGAGUUCUUCUACCAAAGUCGUACUGAAGGAACCCGACAAAUACAAAAACCCAUUAUUGGAGAAUGAUGAGUAA
Cylicocyclus nassatus is the source of this 927-nucleotide messenger RNA. The record is from the annotation of a GenBank genome assembly. Lineage: Eukaryota; Metazoa; Nematoda; Chromadorea; Rhabditida; Strongylidae.